GCUUCGCUGGAGAACAUCGGCCGAUGCGUUGGGCCGAUGCGCUGGGCUGAUGCUGCCGAACGCGCGGAACCGCACAGUGAAAUAAAUCAUGCUGGCAGCAGACAAGCUGGAACUUACCAGCUUGAUCAAGAAGAAUGCCACUGCAUUGAAGGGCAAGGAGCUGGAGCUGAACCAGAGUAACUUCGAAGCUGUGGGAACCCAAGCAGCUGUUCUAGCAGGCUUUGCCGUGUGCAUGCUCGCCAAGAUUGAUGUUCCAGAUUCCAUCAAUCCAGUCCUAAUGGCCCUCUAUUAUGCAUUCGCAGUGGUGAAUCUCAUGGGAAAUUUGGCUUGCGUCUCAGUUGUGGCCUCCGUGAACAUUUUGGGCACCAGCCUGGGUCUACGAGGACCCGACGGCUCCAUGAGACAAGCAGCGGACGGCAUGCAUCAGCAGCCGCUCGGAACCGGGAGAAGCCGACAACGGAAGGCCGUGCAGCCAGGGUGGAGCAGAGCCAUUCUCUCGCUUCGGUGUUGGAUUGGCCGAGUUUGAUGGUCCAAAUGCGCGUGAGAGAGCAUCGACCAUGCCUCGCAGGCUGUGAUCACCCUCGCUUGGAUCAAGAUGCAGCCUUUCGCAGCACUGGCAUGCUCUGCCAUCCUUUUCUGGGGUUUGGUCUCAGGAGCAAAAGGCGCCUUGCAAAUGAAGAUUGCCUUCAGAUAUCGCGAUCAUGAAGCAGUCAAAGUGGAUGACAUGCUCAGCUCGGACACCGUGGGCACCGAAGCCUUUGUGAAGCAGCUGGGUGUCGAUUGUGAUACGCUGGCUCAGCUUUUGGUCAACAUUCGCCAGCGGCGUCAUGAUGCCAAGCUGCCCCCCGGUUUGAGCUUACCUUUCUGGAAUUGGCCAUGGGCCAAGCGGGCCAUGGUCCAUUUUCCCAACCGUUGGUCUGGAC
This is a messenger RNA of Durusdinium trenchii, 923 nucleotides long. Lineage: Eukaryota; Dinophyceae; Suessiales; Symbiodiniaceae. The record is from the annotation of a GenBank genome assembly.